Messenger RNA from Diaporthe amygdali, 1200 nucleotides. RefSeq lists its product as uncharacterized. The transcript is spliced from 2 exons. NCBI's taxonomy places the organism in Eukaryota, Fungi, Ascomycota, Sordariomycetes, Diaporthales, Diaporthaceae. The record is from RefSeq and is a predicted model, not a curated record. The coding region runs from base 1 to 1200 and encodes 399 amino acids.
AUGGGUGCUUCAUCCGACCAUGCGGCGGACCAGGAAUGGGAUUUGGUGGAGGACCUCGGACACGAUUUGUGUGGCUCUUUUGAGACCGGUCUGAGUCUCACAGCUCAAAAGCAUGGCACUCACUCUCCUGAUAGCCUCAGGCGCGCCUCUGCGUCCAUUACAAACUCUGAUCCUCAGAAACCACAGGACUAUUUCGGACAUUACUGCUCCGCCACUGUUGUAACAUUCGAAAUGGAGUCCAGUCUCACAGCUGAGCAGAUCAAAAAGGCUCGGGAGGACAAUCGGAUGGAAGAACGGGCCAGAAGCCUUGCCUGGACUUUUGGAGGGGUCCAUAAGAAUGAUGGACACAAGGCAGCAUCAUCUAAGCCUGCUGAUCCGGCGCCUCACGAGUAUGCCGAAGAGGACCGGCAGAAGCUAAGGGUUGAGUACCUUGCUUGGAUGUUCGGCGGUGUGUACAUUGACAAUGCCCACGAAGACUGGAACAAGUUGAGUCCGGCAGAAAAGGACGCAUUGAGGGAGAAAUUGUCAGGAGACCAGCAGUGUUCGGACGAGCAGGUAGUAGGAGGGCAUUACGACCCCCCCCCCCCCCACACUGAUUCUCGUAUGAUCCUGACAAUGUUUGUCCAGAUGGGAAGACUCCUUCGAGGAAUCAGAGUCAAGUGGUGCUAUGUCACGACAGACGAGGGCACGGACAAGGUGCGGGUCAUCGAAGACAGCGGCUCGGCAAACAACUGGAUCUCGAACGUACAGAUUAAACGAUUUGGACUGAAUGCCAAACGCGGCCCUACGAUCACCGGCAUAACUCUCACUGGUGAGAAGUUUUCCUCCGACAAAUAUGUCGACGUGUCUUGGGUGGGAAAGGGCUCGCACCAAGGAACAGAACGAUUCUCUAUCGCUCCUGAAAAGGCGCCCAUCGAAAUGCUGGUUGGAGAGGAAUUCACCAGGAAGUAUCCUGGGGUUUUCAUGGAUCAGGAACCAACGCCCCAGCUAUUGACUCUGCAGUCGAGGGUACAGGUCGAUGAGCAACAACAGAUUGACUUUGAAAGGAGGAGAAUGGAGGAACAGGCGAACAUGUUGGAGAGGAGAAGGCGCGCCAACCCACCGCCCGCUCCGCCAACCGACGCUGGAACACAGUCGACCACCCGUUCGGGACAGUCGACGUCGGUCGAGAAGACGUACCGUCAGAAAUCCUCCCAGUAG